UCUCACACACUUCCCGCUUCUCCCUUUGCCUCCUUUAUCUGUCACCUCAUCAUUGUUUCUCAGUCCUGGGUCGAUUUUCUCCUUCCAUCCAACAUCACUAACAUCAGAAAACUGGACUAUUAUCACUCUCCGAUUUGUGGAAGCUUCCUGUGCACAUGUUGGUUGCUAUAUUUCCAAAAAUGCAACAAUGACGAGACUACAAAGGCACCUCACUGCCUGUGAAAUACUUCAGGAUGUCCAGAUGAUCAUGAAGGGUGCUAGUGAAAUAUGAAAAGUAUUGGCCCGAAACUCAUUCCUUUCCUGAAAACCUCCUGCAUAUACUUUGUGCUGUGGCUUCCCACCUCCAACCCAUCGUGGUUCAGUGCAUUAAUUAAAUGCCUGCCUGUCCUAAGCCUGGGUUUCUUCGUGUUGGCGCACAGCAUCAGCCAGGGGGUAUAUCGACCCUACGCCAAGAAAGUCCUGGUUGCUCUCCUUUUCUCGGCACUUGGUGAUGUGUUCCUGACGUGGGGCGACCAAGGAUUCUUCAUCCACGGAAUGUUGAUGUUUGGAAUCUCGCAUUUACUGUACACCUGGGCAUUCGGAUUGCGGCCACUGAAGCUCUGGAUUGCUCUAACGUUGCUGUCGCUGGGUGUGGUCUACUACGUUGCAGUCUACUCGUACCUGCGAGGCCCCAUGAUCUACGCCAUGGCAGGUUACGUUGUGGUGCUGGGCAUGAUGAGCUGGCGAGCCCUGGCACGCAUGGCUUGCUCCGAUUAUGAGCGAACGUGGGGCCGGAGGUGCACAGCAGCGGGAGCUGUGCUGUUUGUCGGCUCUGACCUGGUGCUGGCCAUCGACAGGUUCUGCUUCACCGUGCCUCAUGCCCGCGCCGUCGUCAUGUCAACCUAUUAUGGGGCCCAGAUGCUGAUCUCUCUGUCAGUCGCCGAGCAGAGUGAAUCGGAGAUGCUCUGGAAGAGGAACUGAAAUGAGAGAAUCUGAAACCAACUGCAACGCAUCAAAGAGACUCAAAGCAGGAGCUGUACUGUUCAAACCAACAUCACUUGAAUCAUGCCAGUCAAUAAUAAAUCUUUGUAAUAUGAAUUAAUCCUCUGUUAUAA
Molecule: messenger RNA, 1094 nt
Organism: Chiloscyllium plagiosum (whitespotted bambooshark)
Lineage: Eukaryota; Metazoa; Chordata; Chondrichthyes; Orectolobiformes; Hemiscylliidae
Product: lysoplasmalogenase TMEM86A-like
Cellular component (GO): membrane
Molecular function (GO): hydrolase activity
Source: RefSeq, a predicted model, not a curated record